Molecule: messenger RNA, 714 nt
Organism: Penicillium oxalicum
Lineage: Eukaryota; Fungi; Ascomycota; Eurotiomycetes; Eurotiales; Aspergillaceae
Exons: 1
Coding region: 1-714 (237 amino acids)
Source: RefSeq, a predicted model, not a curated record
AUGAAUCCACUCGGAUACGACCCUUGCCCACCCACAGAGAGAUUCAACCAUCCACGUCACGCACGGUGGAUGGACAGUGACACCGUCUGGGGAGGAGGGAAUCCUCAUCUGGGUCUGGCGGGAGCUCAGAUAGUUGACCGAAACUGCUUGGUUUCACGCAACCAAAUGGGAACUCCCGAAGGCGCAACUGGACCACAUCUUGGACCUAGUCCAGCCCCAGUCCGUCCCAUGGAUUUCUUAUCAUCCGUGCAACUGGCCAGCAAUGAUUCUCCCCGCAUUUUGAUGGCUCGCUUGGACCCCAAAGUCGCGCCUCAUUUCUCCGUUAGCGCCAGAAUGGAGUGGCCCGGUGAGUGCAGGGACUACCACCGUCACGCCACGGCUUGGACUCUGCCGAUGACCAAAUGCGGGAAAUCAAGAGGCCACCGUCCCGACGGAGUUCCUGUGUGGUCCAUUUUACUGUUGCACACGAGAUGGGGAGGGGCAUUGAUUUCCAACGAAUUCCACUGGGGAUCGGAGCCACCGAAUGCGCCGGCAUUCAUUCCGCCGGGCUUUCACUCAUCUAUGGCAUUGUCGUUUGGGGAGGAAGCCAGGGAUCGAUCAAGUUCGAUCGUAAGUUCUCGGGACUCGUCGAAAGGGACUCACGCGAGUCUUCCGUACAGAGCCAGACAUACUAGGAUUUGGCCAGAGAUUGCUGUGGCACAGAUUCCAAAGUAA